This is a messenger RNA of Orbilia oligospora ATCC 24927, 2523 nucleotides long. RefSeq lists its product as uncharacterized. Gene Ontology annotation, molecular function: tRNA (cytidine-N5)-methyltransferase activity; tRNA binding. Gene Ontology annotation, biological process: tRNA methylation. NCBI's taxonomy places the organism in Eukaryota, Fungi, Ascomycota, Orbiliomycetes, Orbiliales, Orbiliaceae. Bases 1 to 2523 code for a protein of 840 amino acids. The transcript has 4 exons. The record is from RefSeq and is a predicted model, not a curated record. Gene Ontology annotation, cellular component: nucleus; cytoplasm.
AUGUCACGAACGAAGAAAGGAAAACGCGCAGGGGACAAGAAGCAACGUGGUCGCGGAGGCGGCAACAACGGCAACAACGAUCGCACGGAUUAUUCAGCCAUCGCGAAAGAGAACAAAAAAUUCGAGAACUACUACAUUAACCAGGGCAUUGUUCCUGAUGAAGAAGAGUUCAAAAAAUUCUGGCAGAGUUUGAAGGAUACUCUGCCAACAACUUGGAGGUUUACGGGAAGCAAAGGUCAUGCUGUCUCCGUACGAAACACCCUUCAAACGCACCAUAUCCCUGCUCUGACAAAUACCACAUUUGAAGGGGCAUUGAUUCCCGCGCCGACACCACUAUCAUGGUACCCGGACGAACUCGCCUGGCAGCUCACGGUGGGGAAGCAGGUCAUUCGCCGCUCUCCACCGUUCAAGCAGUUACAAGCUUUCCUUGUCUCCGAAACAUCGUCAGGGAACAUCUCCCGCCAGGAGGCAGUUAGCAUGAUCCCGCCAUUGUUGAUGGAUGUAGAACCCCAUCACAUGGUCCUGGACAUGUGUGCUGCCCCGGGGAGCAAAACGUCACAGUUGAUCGAGGCAAUUCAUGCCGGGGAAGAAGAAAGGGUUGCUGAAGCUGCAAAGAGGUUGUCCGGAGGCGAAGGGAUAGAUACUAGCGUUGACGGGGAACCUCCUGAGAAGAUUAUGGGAAAGACUACUGGGGUUGUCAUCGCCAAUGACGCCGAUUACAAGCGAUCCCAUCUCCUGAUCCACCAAACCAAACGUCUUAAUUCGCCCAAUCUCAUCGUUACAAAUUACGACGCGACAUUAUAUCCUUCGCUACGGUUGCCGACGAAGCGGGAUCCUAAUGGAGGGAAGACAAUGCAGGAAUACUUGAAGUUUGAUAGGAUAUUAUGUGAUGUUCCGUGCAGUGGUGACGGAACAGUUAGGAAGAACCCUUUGAUUUGGAGGGAUUGGAACGCUGCAAAUGGGAAUGGCUUGUGGAGCACGCAAGCUAGGAUCCUGGUUCGUGGCCUACAGCUCUUGAAGGUUGGUGGUAGACUUGUGUACUCAACCUGUUCGUUGAACCCUAUCGAAAACGAAUCAGUAGUCCAUGUGGCAAUUGAAAGAUGCGGUGGUCCUAGUGUGGUGGAGAUUGUGGAUGUUAGUGAUAGACUGCCAGGAUUGAUCAGAAGAGAAGGCAUGAAGAACUGGAAGGUUAUGGACAAGGAUGGAACUUGGUUCGAGAACUGGGAGGAAGUCCUCGAGAAGGGCGUGCCUUACACAGAUCGGUUGACGAGAGGAAUGUUUCCGCCCACUGAUCAAGACAGCGACAUCGCCAACAUGCUGAAUAGAUCGGUCAGGGUAUACCCACAUCUCCAAGAUACCGGUGGUUUCUUCAUAACCGUCCUCCAAAAGAAAGGAGCCGUUAAGGCCGCUCCAGAGGGGGAGAAAAUACAAACCGGUGGCCAAAAAAUGAAAGGUGUUAACGUUCGCGCUGGGGACGAAGCCAAAAAAGCCGCCGAGACAGCCAGCGACGUUGAUGUUAAACUGGUCGAAGAGACAGAUUUAACUUCCGCAUCGCUCGCCACUGGUGCCAAACGCGCCUUGUCUGCCGAGGAUGAAGAACAGGCGGACCCAGGCUCUCCAAUUAAAAGACAGAGACUGGAUGAUACCGCAGAUACCCCAGCUUCGGCUGGCAAAGACGAAGAUGAGGAGCUUAAGCUACUGGAUAUCCCGUCAACUGAACAAAAUCAUCGAACACAGGAGUUCGACGAAGACCCCAAGACCGAUGUUAUCGCCAAGAAGCCUCGGGGCAACUUCAACGAGGAGCCAUUCAAGUUCCUUCCUCCUUCCCACGAUGUCCUAGCCCUAAUCAAGAAGUUCUACGGCUUAUCGUCGUAUUUCCCCCUUGAUAACUUUUUGGUCAGAAAUCAAGAAGGAAUACCGGUUCGCACUAUUUAUUUCACAUCUACAAUGACGAGACAGAUCUUAUCAGAAAACGAAGGAAGAGGCAUAAGAUUCGUCCAUUGCGGUGUCAAGAUGUUCAACCGUCAAGAGGUUCAAGAUCCUGAAGCUUGCCAGUGGCGUAUUCAGAAUGAAGGAUUAGGACUAGUUGAAGCUUGGGUUGGAGACAAGAGAGUUGUUCAUCUGAAACAGAAGGAAACCCUCAGAUACCUUAUGAAGGAGCUGUUCCCUAGAGUUGAAGAUGUCGCGGAGAUCAGAGAGAGGGUGGAAGGUAUUGGUGGUGGGUGUUGCGUGCUACGAGUUAAUAUCGAAGAGGAUAAGGACGAGCUUGGGGCGUUGGUCUUGCCUUUGUGGAAGAGCAAGUUUACGUUGAAUCUGAUGUUGCCGAAGGAGGAGAGAAAGGCGUUGUUGCUUCGACUGUUCAAUGACACCGAAGGACCCAAGGAUUCCACCAGAGAGCAAAGAGAAUCGGAUGCCAAGGCUAGACGGGAGGCGAAGGAGAAGGGAGAAGAUGAGGAUCAAGAUGAAGAGAUGAAGGACGAAGAGGAUGAUGGGGGCAUUAAAAUCGAUGGCGAGGAUGAUUAA